UGUGUGUCUUCAUCAUUUCUCCACAAAAGGGAAAAUUUAAAUAAUUAACACAAGUUACCUACAUACAUACAAAAGUUACUGUUGCUGUUUACUGCAAAAGUUACUGCUGCUGUUUCUAUUUAUUUGAAAUCAAGAAAUUGUUUUUUUUUUGAAUUUCUUGAUAUUGUUUCCGUAUUUUAAAUAAUUAAAUUUUUUUUGAAAUAAAAAUAAAUGUUUUCUAUGGUUGAAUGCUAUUCAGAAAUGGGGCAACUAGGGCAAGAUUGUGGCCUUAGGGAAAUAUACAUGAUGGCCGGUGAAUUUGAAUUGGAUCAUGUAUCACAAGUAAUUAAUUUACAUCCAGCAUUUUAUGGUCAUUUUGUUCGUACACAAAGUUUUAUAAUGAGAGGUGAUGGACCAUUACCAUAUGAUUAUCGUUGUUAUUUAGCUAUAAUAGCUGCCGCACGACAUCAAUGCACAUAUCUUGUUAAAAUGUAUGAAAAAGAAUUUUUACAUAUUGGUGGUGAUCCAAAAUGGUUAAGUGGUUUAGAAUAUAUACCAACAAAAUUACGUGCUAUUUAUAAUAUUAAUAAAUUAUUAGCACAUAGGCCUUGGCUUCUUCGUAAACAACAUAUUGAGUGCCUUACACGUUGUGGUCAACAUAGUUGGUCAUUAUCAGAAGUUGUACAUGCAAUUGUUAUAUUAACACAUUUUCAUUCUUUAUCAUCCUUUGUAUUUUCAUGUGGUUUAACACAACGUUUGGAUAAUUCAUCUAGUUCAAAAAAUAAAACUCCAUCACAGAAGACUGCACAAGACGUAAGAAAUGCAAGUCGAUCAAGUAGACCUUCACUUAGAAUUGCUCAAAAUAGUAGUUUCAAUAAUAAUAUGAAUCCAUUAUCAACAGCAAAUAGUAGUGAUUCAUUGGCUUCAAAUGGUUCCAUGAAUGGUUCAAAUUCACCACCAAUACAACAAGAAGUUAGUGUUGAAAUAAUAAUGAAACGUAUGAAAUUAUUAUCAGAAAGAGAAGAUGAAUGUAGUGAAGCUGAAUUAAGCAGUCGUUUCAAAAAAGUUGAAUUACAAACAGCUGAAUUAGCUUCAACAGUUGCUGAACAACCUGUUGAAGUCCCACCGAUUAUUAGCCAUUAUAUUGAUGAUCCUAGUUUUAUAUAUAAAGAUUUUGCUAGACGUGAUGUAGAUAAUACACCAGAUACGUUUAGAAUUCAAGAUUAUUCAUGGGAUGAUCAUGGCUAUUCUCUAGUCAAUGGGCUGUAUGAUGAUGUUGGUUAUUUAUUGGAUAAUAAAUUUCGCUGUGCCUAUAAUUUAACAUAUUUUACAAUGGCUGGAAUUAAAAAUGUCGAUACAUCAAAAUUUCGUCGUGCCAUAUGGAAUUAUAUACAAUGCAUAUAUGGUAUUAGACAUGAUGACUAUGAUUAUGGUGAAGUAAAUCAGUUAUUGGAAAGAGCUCUUAAAAUGUUUAUUAAGACAGCAUGUUGUUUUCCAGAAAGAAUAACAAAAAAAGAUUAUGACAGUAUACUCUGUGAAUUAUUGGACAGUGAAAAGGUUCAUGUUAACCUUAUGAUAAUGGAAGCCCGAAAUCAAGCUGAAUUGCUUUAUGCACUUCGUGAAAUAAUGCGUUACAUGACAUGAUCUCAUAAUAAAAAUAUUAAACAAAAAUUAUGUACAUAUAUAUAUAUAAUAUUAACGUACAUUUAUAUAUAUAUAUACAUAUACAUA
Messenger RNA from Condylostylus longicornis, 1710 nucleotides. RefSeq names its product sestrin homolog. The transcript is spliced from 9 exons. Gene Ontology annotation, biological process: positive regulation of macroautophagy; cellular response to L-leucine; cellular response to leucine starvation. Gene Ontology annotation, cellular component: nucleus. The record is from RefSeq and is a predicted model, not a curated record. Gene Ontology annotation, molecular function: oxidoreductase activity, acting on peroxide as acceptor; L-leucine binding. NCBI's taxonomy places the organism in Eukaryota, Metazoa, Arthropoda, Insecta, Diptera, Dolichopodidae. The coding region runs from base 211 to 1623 and encodes 470 amino acids.